ACUGAAGCAGGCAGCGUUCCGCCCUGAGCAGGCCAGGCAUCCCCCGCUACUCAGCUUCAAGGCCAUAUAUCGUGCUCUCCCCCAGAGGCCUGUUGCAGUAUCUGUUUUUCUUAAGGUUGUAUCUAAAUGUGCUUGUUAACUAGUAAAAUUUCCCGGGGGUUAUAUUUUACGUAAUACAUUGUUCUGAGGGGCAGUUGCACUGCUAGGGUUGCAUUUUGUAAGUUUUCACUUUCCAAGGGUGGAAGAAGUCAGGGCAGGAUUCUUCUGUCUGGGAGUGCUGAGUGCCCCAGGUCCCUGUUUCAGCUGAGACCUCUGCAACCUGUGCCAGGCUGUGCUUCUCCACUAUCCUGGGAACCAGCUGCCUCUCAGACAAGAAGAGCCUGUGGCACCUAUGUUGGAUCUGGAAGCAGGGUUUGGGGCUUGAGCAGUGAACCACAUGUGCAAUCUCUGAGAGAAGAUUUGGGGCUGGCUGAGGUCUCACAGUACUGAGUUAGAGACGCUCCAGAAGCCCCAGGUUUUCAAGCAGCUCUGAGGAAAUGGAGGAUUGCUGCAGGGGCUCUUUGAUCUCCCAUCUCCCCUCCCUGCUUCUCCUCUUGCAGCUGCCUACUGAGGGCUCUGCAGAGCAGUUUAUGGUGAUUGGCCCCUCCGAACCCAUUGUGGCAGUGUUAGGUGCGGACAUCAUGCUGCCAUGUCAUGUGUCCCCGGCCAUGGAUGUGGAGAAUAUGGAGCUGCGGUGGUUCCGCUCCAAGUUCUCAGAAGCAGUGUUCAUCUAUCAAAACCAGCAGGAGCAGACAGAAGAGCAGUUGGCUCAGUACAGAGGGCGAACCUCACUGGUGAAGGAUUUCCUCACCCAGGGGGAGGCUGCUGUGCGCAUCCACAAUGUCCAGGCUUUCGACAAUGGGCUGUAUACCUGCUUCUUCCGAAUGGGAAUCUUCUAUGAAGAGGCCGGUUUGGAACUGAAGGUGGCAGGUGUGGGCUCUGCCCCUCAAGUACACAUCACAGGGCCAGAGGAGGAUGGGGUCCGAGUUGUGUGCAUGGCCUCAGGGUGGUUCCCAAAGCCCCAAGUGCAGUGGAGAGCUCUCAGUGGAGAGAAGUUCCUGACGUUCUCUGAGACCCAAGCCCAAGAUGAUGAAGGGCUGUUCACCAUAGAGACCACUCUUGUGGUGAGGGACAGCUCUUCAGGGAAUGUGACCUGCUCAGUCCUCAACCCCAUCCUGGGCCAGGAGAAGGCAAUGGCCAUUUUCAUCCCAGAACCCUUCUUCCCUCUGAGUUCUCCCUGGAAGCUGACUUUCAUGGUGAUCCUGACUGUGCUGAUGCUCCUACUCCUUGGGGCUGUCUUCUACAUCAUGAGAGAACAUACUGCAAAGCACCAGGCGAUGCAGGAAUUGGAGAAACUGCACAGAGAAAAGGAGGAGGACCAGCGGAUAAAGGAGGAGGCACUGAAGGCUAGAGGAGACAUUCUGGUUCUCAGCUCACCUGUUUCCUGUGUUGCCUUUCAGACUGGAGGAAAUCUGUUUACCUGGCCGAUUGGCGGAAGGAGAAGUUCCAGGCCUGUGAGUUACUUCUGUUGUUUGGGUGCUCCUACUGCUAUCCCAUGGCUGCUGACAUCUCCUUCAGCUUGCUGUGUGUCUGUCAGUCUGGAUCCAGAGUCUGCCCAUUCCAGCCUUGAUGUCUCUGAUGACAAGACUAGUGUGACCUUCAAGAACUCAUCCAGCAACUCAGAUUAUGGAGUCUCUAGUGUCUUGGGUCAUGAAGGCAUCACAUCAGGGUGCUGUUACUGGGAGGUGGAGAUCAGGAAUACAAAAAGAAGUGAGUGGGCACUGGGGGUCUGUAGGAAAGAUGUGGAGAGGAAAGGCUGGUACCAGGAAUCCCCAGAAAAGGGGUUCUGGGCGGUGGGGGUGUAUGGAAAUGAAUUCUACCGCCUCUCUGCUAAUGGAGAACACAUUGAGCCAAUUCCCCAGAGGGUAGGGGUUUUCCUGGAUCUGAAGGAAGGGGAUGUCUCAUUCUACAACAUGACUGAUGGUUCCCACCUUUUCUCCUUCUCUCUCACUUCCUCCUCUGGGACUCUGUUUCCAUACUUCAGGUUGAGGGAAGGAGAUGUGUCCCUAACCAUCUGCUCUGGGGUGGGUGGGCCUGUGCAGACCCCUGUACUUCUUAACAACCGUCCUUGUUCUUCAGAAGAGCCUGUGAGCCUCUCAGGGCAAGGGAUCAGUUCAGGCUGUGGUGUUGAUGGUGAUGUCCCAGGGGCUGAGUCCCCAUUACUUCCCUGUGGUCCUGAAGCUAUGUCCCCAUAAUGCUCCAACCCUGUCCCAGGUUCCUCAUGGUGGCUUCUCCUGGAGCUGCAGAUUCCCAGGGGUACUAGCUUCUGAAGUUAGUCCUGAAGGACUGGGUGUCUUGCCCUUCUUUUCUGGUAUAGACUGCUGGGCUGAGGUUAUGAGAAUAGUUGGUUCAUGCCUUAUUUUCAGGUAUUAGAAGAUAACUGUUGACUUUUUCAGCUGUAAUGGGUUUGGCUGAAUUUUGCUAUUGGAAGUCAUGUUUCUUUUGAUAAUGAACAUUAUUUCAUGGAGUCUUUGUAUUGUUUUGAUAUGUAAUGAGAUGAGGUCUGAAUUAUUCUGAAGAAUUAAAUGGGUUUUAUCUUAUAUAGUUUGAGUUGUGCAGAUGAACCCAGAGACUACAGGUGGGUUACCUGCUCUAUUUAGGUAAUGUGCACUCUGACUAAAAAACAUUGUCCAUCUAAACAUUUCUGAAGAAAUGUAUGGCUAAUGGACUUGAAGAAGAGUGGAGUGUAAUAUUCUAUUGUACAUGCUUCCUAUUCUGGAAUGGAUGAGACAUACUUAUCUUAACGAACAUUAGUAAAUAUUUGUUUUUUCUGAAAUACUGGUGCUGCAUUAAUUCAGGGAAUGGAAAAAAUGAGAAUUUCGGUUUCCUUGUGAGUCAACAGCAGUUGGAAAGAACAGAACUGCUACCAG
Messenger RNA from Mustela erminea (ermine), 2969 nucleotides. Its product is annotated as butyrophilin subfamily 1 member A1-like. Bases 537 to 2294 code for a protein of 585 amino acids. NCBI's taxonomy places the organism in Eukaryota, Metazoa, Chordata, Mammalia, Carnivora, Mustelidae. The transcript is spliced from 8 exons. Gene Ontology annotation, molecular function: signaling receptor binding. Gene Ontology annotation, cellular component: external side of plasma membrane. The record is from RefSeq and is a predicted model, not a curated record. Gene Ontology annotation, biological process: regulation of cytokine production; T cell receptor signaling pathway.